AUGACAUUCACCAGCGAUGUAUGCUAUGGAAAUGACAAUGGGCUAUCAGCUUUACUGAAGGGAUAUUCUGCCUUGAUUCCCCCGCUUCACCUUAAAUUUCCUCUUCAUUGUUCAUUUACUGAGGUACACACAUUUCUUUUACACCAAGUUUUGCUCGACCCGCACUUGAAGCAGUAUCCACCUUCCGGGAGAUACCAGCUGUCAUUUUGGAAGUGGGCAAUUGGACACUUGGAACGAAUGGACAAAUACGACGAGGACGCCGAGAUCGACACACGGAUUUAUGACCGUUAUUUGUCCCUUAUGUCGGGUCCAAUCGAUCGUAGUAGUCCCCCACCGGAUUCGUACGUGACAUAUUACUGGAAGCCUCCAAGUCCACUUGGUUCUGCCAAUCAAAACAGUCACGAGUCCAUCACGUUACUCGAGUCUCGGACCACCAUCGAAAGCGGGACGACAGGGCUAAGGACGUGGUGUGCAAGUUUCGUCCUUGCCAGCUAUCUCAUUGCGAAUCCCGAAAUGAUUCAUGAUCAAACGGUCCUUGAGCUUGGCUGCGGGACCGGUUUUCUUGGGAUUGUUGUGGCAACGUUGCAACAGAAAUUAAACGAGUGUCAUCAGUCACAUCACCAGUCAUUACCUGCGGUACUGUUGACCGAUGUUAAUUCCGGAGUGCUUUCAAGAUGCCGCGACAAUAUCCGACUUCGUUGCAAUCAGUCAUCAAAUCACCAAAAUAUCUCCUUCUCCACUCUUGACUGGUUCGAUUCCCUUUCCCUGCCACUCAGUGAGAACGCGGCGACAGCAUUUCUAUCCAAAGCGAGUGCCGGCGUUGUGAUUGGUGCUGAUAUAGUAUUCGACCCAAGUCUGGUCUUGCCUCUGGUCGCAACCUUGCGUCUUGCACUUUCCUUCGAGAGUACCCGAAUGGCAGUGGUGGCGCUAACAGUCAGAAAUGAGCAGACGCUUACGCAUUUUGUGACAGAGGCUGGUGAGCAGUCCUCGACCUGUGUAGUGCGGUGA
Molecule: messenger RNA, 1008 nt
Organism: Suillus clintonianus
Lineage: Eukaryota; Fungi; Basidiomycota; Agaricomycetes; Boletales; Suillaceae
Exons: 6
Coding region: 1-1008 (335 amino acids)
Source: RefSeq, a predicted model, not a curated record